AUGCCAGAAUUCUCGAUACUUAGUCUCCCCACUGAGGUUCAAGCUUUAGUUGUGCAACGCGUGACACAAAACUCUUUUGGCGAUCUUUAUAGACUCCGUGCUACCUGCAAGUCAAUGCAAGCGUUAGGAGACGAUCGUAGGGUGUAUGCUACACUCGAUUUCUUCAAGCAUCCUUCGAAUGUCAGGAUGAGCCGUAGAUUGUUGGCAAGGUCCUUGAGGGAGGGAAAUCGAAGUACUCUAUACAUCAAGGGUGUAGACUUAUUCUACGUACACGAAAGUCACCAAGAGGGACUCGCGCUUAUAAGGAGCGCGGCUGAUGCAGGAUGCGAGAGAGCGUUGUAUACCUACGCAAUGACAAUGAAAAUAUACGAUCAGGAUGACGAAUACUUGUCUCGAUUUACACUUGCGGAGUCAAUUGGAAUUGGGAUCAUUGGCCAGCGUUCAUAA
Messenger RNA from Raphanus sativus (radish), 447 nucleotides. RefSeq names its product F-box protein At2g35280-like. Lineage: Eukaryota; Viridiplantae; Streptophyta; Magnoliopsida; Brassicales; Brassicaceae. Gene Ontology annotation, molecular function: protein binding. The record is from RefSeq and is a predicted model, not a curated record. The transcript has a single exon. The coding region runs from base 1 to 447 and encodes 148 amino acids.